Messenger RNA from Mauremys reevesii (Reeves's turtle), 1039 nucleotides. Its product is annotated as protein CLN8-like. The record is from RefSeq and is a predicted model, not a curated record. The transcript is spliced from 3 exons. Gene Ontology annotation, biological process: lipid homeostasis. Bases 173 to 1039 code for a protein of 288 amino acids. NCBI's taxonomy places the organism in Eukaryota, Metazoa, Chordata, Testudines, Geoemydidae. Gene Ontology annotation, cellular component: endoplasmic reticulum; membrane.
CGCGCAGGUUCGCAGCCAGUGUCAGCAGGCAGCAGCUGCAGGCAACAGCGAGAGGAGACUCGAUGGGUUUCUGCUCUGUGUAACAGCCGAGGCUCUGUAGCUUUAUAAGAGACCAUUGUGGGGGUGAGAAGCUUCAGAAUCCCUCCAAAUAUUUUGAAGUAGAGAAGAAGAAAUGAAUCUUGCAAAUCAUGGCGCAACAUCCGGAGACAUAUUUGACUGGGACUAUGUUCUGUGGGAAGUUCGUUUGAAGCUACUAGCAGCUGGUUUUUUUAUCUACGUGGGAGUAUUUCUUCUAGCUCACUGGCUGUCCUCAUGCAUCAGUGCGAGUUAUCGCACCUUGUCAGGAAAACAGAAGGUCUCAUGGAACACGUCUAUCACAUCUGGCCUGUUUGGAAUUCAGAGUUGUAUAGCUGGGUUGUGGGCCUUGCUCAUUGAUCCAGUUUUUCAAGCUGACAAAGUAUAUUCACAGCAAAAGUGGAGCUGGUUUCACUGCUUAUUAGCCUCUGGCUUCUUCUUGUAUGACAGUGUAGUUAUUCAUGUGUCUAAUAUUGUUUUCAGAACAUUUGAUGUGCUCGUGGUAGUUCAUCAUUUAUUUGCCUUUGUUGGGCUUCUUGGUAUGAUAAUUAACAUAAAAUCUGGGCACUAUCUCCCCCUGAUGGGACUGCUACUUGAGAUGUGCACUCCUUUUGGCUGCCUCUCCUAUGUGCUUUCAAAGAUUGGCUAUGGUAAUACCCUUUUUUGGAAGGCAAGCCAAUGGGUAAAUAUUCAUAUGCUUCACUGCCGCAUGGUCUUUCUUUAUCACAUGUGGUGGGUGUGUAUUUCCCAUUGGAAUGACGUGGUGGAAAAUCUGGGACUUCCAUAUUUUAUUGUUUUUUUCAUGGGGUUAAGUACACUUACAUUAAUACUUAAUCCAUACUGGUUAUUCAGAACGACUCAGCAUCUCUUUGGUCCAGUUGACAGGAAAUUUCCAAAUACAGCAGUGAAAAAUGGAUCCUCUGAAAAAUUAAAUUGUGAAACAUUCCAAAAGAAGAAGAUAUAA